Messenger RNA from Wyeomyia smithii (pitcher-plant mosquito), 2357 nucleotides. RefSeq names its product substance-K receptor-like. The transcript has 8 exons. Gene Ontology annotation, biological process: G protein-coupled receptor signaling pathway. The record is from RefSeq and is a predicted model, not a curated record. Gene Ontology annotation, molecular function: neuropeptide Y receptor activity. Lineage: Eukaryota; Metazoa; Arthropoda; Insecta; Diptera; Culicidae. Bases 619 to 2298 code for a protein of 559 amino acids. Gene Ontology annotation, cellular component: membrane.
CGCCACCGGGUUCAGUCGCAUUUUCACUAGCAAGGAAAACGCGCGCGCAAUACCGGCAGCUUCGGUUGAAUCAGAAGCUGUUCCUGACAUGCCGUUGACCGUUGGCCGGAAAGCAGUCACGCGAAUUUUCUGGCUUGAUUCAGAGUGGGGUACCAAACCACGGGAGAUUAAUGUUGUAAGAUUAGAUCGAGUGAAGUUGUCAGUGAAAGAGUGAGUGAUUACUGUGAUGUUCUAAUCCCAAAAACGGAGCUUCGUUGAUGUUGGAUUUGCUGUAUUAAGUUCAAAUUCAGUGUACCAUUCGUGAAAGGAUAUGGAAACGGGUGCUGCCAGAUACACUGCCUGUGAUCAGAGCGCAUACCGAAGAUCUAUAAAUUUCGUGAACGUGUCCCUUUGCUUUUGAGGUGCUGCAAAAUUGUGAUAACAGUUUGUGAAUGGCUGAUGGAAAGUGAAAGUGAAAAGUUAAUUCACAUUUUCCGGCGUUGCAAAAAUGUAUGUGUGAGGAAAGUGGCUCAUUGAUAUUGAAUUUACUGAAAUCCGAUCGGACGGAUUACGAAAUACGUACGCCAGAGCAGUUGCUGAUUGUACAAACCAGAGAUCGUGCGAGGAAUAAACGAAAGAAUGCGUGUAGCGGAUUCAAUCGCCUUUCAUUAUGCAAAUAACAACACAUUGAACACGAGCGAUGUUCAAAUUGUCAAAGAACAAGACGCUCUGUACGAUGUUCCCGUGGGUCUGAUCGUGCUACUGUCCGUGUUCUACGGAACCAUCAGUAUUCUAGCUGUGAUAGGCAAUUCGCUCGUAAUAUGGAUCGUCGUCACAACGAAACAGAUGCAAACUAUUACGAACAUGUUUAUAGCGAACCUAGCCCUGGCGGACGUCACGAUCGGAAUGUUUGCCAUCCCGUUUCAGUUUCAGGCAGCGCUCUUGCAGCGCUGGAACCUUCCCGACUUUAUGUGCCCCUUCUGUCCGUUCGUGCAGCUGCUCAGCGUUAAUGUUUCGGUGUUCACGCUGACGGCGAUCGCUGUCGAUCGACAUAGGGCCAUAAUUAAUCCACUUAGAGCUCGAACUUCGAAGAAUAUCUCCAAGUUCGUAAUCAGUGCCAUCUGGAUAUUGUCGUUCGCGCUGGCCGCUCCGACAAUUUUCGCCCUUCGGGUCAUUCCUGUGUCGAUGGUUGCACUAGGUGACACCAACGACACAUACAUCAACAUAACGAAACCUUUCUGCCAGGUGGUCAACUUCGAGGAAUCCGAAAUGCUCCUGUACCGGUACAUUCUUACGCUGGUGCAGUACUUCGUUCCCCUGUGUGUCAUCAGUUUCGUUUACAUUCAAAUGGCCUUCCGGCUGUGGGGAUCGAAAACGCCCGGAAAUGCGCAAGAUUCACGGGACAUGACGAUGCUGAAAAAUAAGAAAAAGGUAAUUAAAAUGCUAAUCAUCGUGGUAGCUCUGUUCGCAAUUUGUUGGUUUCCGCUGCAGCUGUACAACAUUUUGAACGUUACCUGGUCGGAAGUGAACGAGUAUCGCUACAUCAACAUAAUUUGGUUUGUGUGCGACUGGUUGGCGAUGAGCAACAGCUGCUACAAUCCGUUUAUCUACGGAAUUUAUAAUGAAAAGUUCAAACGCGAGUUCCGCAAGCGUUAUCCAUUCCGAGGCCGGAGUCAACACGGCUACCACCAUGAACAGUCGACUGAUAAAAAUCUAUCUAUGUUUACACGUGUCAGCUCGAUUCGGUCCAGUUACGCCACAUCAUCGAUACGCAACAAGUUCUCCACCAGGCCGCUGCCGGCCACGGGCGGCGGCUUCGGAAUGGGAUACGGUGGCGUAGGCGGAGGCGGAGGAUACUAUCAGAACCACUGUCACGAACAACUACAACAAGCUCCCCCACCUCAGAGGCACCCGCAGCAGCAGUACAAAUCGUCAACUUCCGAUGGUCGGAACGGUUCCGAGCAACGCAAAACCAACAGCACUUUCUGGGAACCGAAAGGGUGUUCCUGUCAGUUGCAGUGCAGAAAGGCUUUAGCGAAAGCUAGUGCAGAGCCGAAUGGUUUAUUUUCACAAGAAAUUUUCACCUCAGCGAUUUCCGAUCAAGUUGACCAAAGCUUGAUACCACAUCACUCGGACGAGGAUGGCAGUGAGGAGCAGCUGAAGUUAAAGUUGAAUCAUCCCCAUCCGGACACCACCGACGACCAGCGGGAAUCGGACGAUAGUUUGCUACCAACUUUAGUUCAUCUGGCCCGACGGAAGGACAAGUCUCACUUGCACUGCGAUAGUUUGCAAAGUCACCACCAUCAUCAAUUCAACUAGAUAAUUGUACAAAUCUUUUUCAACAACUCUGCCAUUCCCUCCGGCUCUGAACUGUUUGU